Molecule: messenger RNA, 5573 nt
Organism: Silurus meridionalis
Lineage: Eukaryota; Metazoa; Chordata; Actinopteri; Siluriformes; Siluridae
Gene: chpfb
Product: chondroitin polymerizing factor b
Exons: 4
Coding region: 575-2878 (767 amino acids)
Cellular component (GO): Golgi cisterna membrane
Molecular function (GO): glucuronosyl-N-acetylgalactosaminyl-proteoglycan 4-beta-N-acetylgalactosaminyltransferase activity
Source: RefSeq, a predicted model, not a curated record
UUUCUUUUUUUGCUCAAGGACCACAUCAUAUUAUGCUUGUCUCUGGGAGUUUUCUUCAAAAAAUACAAUAAAAUAAAUAGGGGUUAACAUCAGACUGUCUGUGUCUCAUCAGCUGGCAAAGCGUGUUGGAUGACAGACAGACAGACAGACAGACAGACAGACAGACAGACAGACAGACAGAUAGAUAGAUAGAUAGAUAGAUAGAUAGAUAGAUAGAUAGAUAGAUAUUCUUUUUUUGAUCAAGGACCACAUCAUAUUAUGCUUGUCUCUGGGAGCUUUCCUCAAAAAAAAAAUAAAUAAAUAAAUAAAUAGGGUUUAACAUCAGACUGAUUCUACUCCAAAACUGUCUGUGCCCCAUCAGCUGGCAAAGCGUGUUGAAUGACGUCAGUUGGGAGGCGGAGCUCCGGACGGUGACACGUCACUAAACAAGCGGAGACGUCGUCUUGUCCUCGAGGCGUUCGGGAAAAGAGGCUUUUUUGUCUUGAGCGCUUUCUCUCCUCCGUGAGCAGCCCGUUGUUCGUGUGGAAGUAACAGGCGAUAGAAGAUACCAGGCCAGGCGGCGUUUUCAUCAGCAAUGCGGAUUGCAACGCUGAUCUCUCUUGCCAGGCCGAUCGGCCCGGUGGUGGUAGGCAUCUCUCUGGGCUUUACCCUCAGCCUGCUCAGCGUCACAUGGGUGGACGAGAGCUGCGGUUACGGCGCCGUCGCCGUGACCGAGGAGGCGCCCGUGGCUGCGCCGGGAGGUGCGAAGGGAGCGCGCAAACCGAGCUCGAUCGCGACGGGCAACGCCGAGGAGGACGACUUUCAGCCGAAAAUAGUGCCGUAUAACAAACCCGCCCAGCAAGGUCCUCCGAAAAAAGUUUUCAGAGCCAAGUAUGCUAGCACGGAGCUGGGUAUUCAUGAGCGUCUCUUCGUAGCAGUCAUGACGUCCAAAAACAACUUGAACACGUUAGCCGUGGCGGUUAACAGGACCCUGAGUCACCACCUGGAUGGCCGGCUUAUCUUUUUUACCGGCUCUCACAACCGUAAAGUGCCUCACGGGAUGUUUGUAGUGGCCCACGGACAUGAGCUUCCUGUACCCAACAUGUUCCAGACAGUGCAAUACCUCCUGGAGCACCAUGUCGCAGACUAUGACUGGUUCUACAUACUUGAGGACGACACUUACAUCCAGCCGGACAGACUGAAGACACUGGUGGGCCACUUGAGCAUGGAGCUCCAGUUGUACAUGGGUCAGCCUGGGGAGUUUAUUGGAGGUGAAGUUCAGGGACGGUAUUGUCGUGGAGGCUCCGGUUUCCUUUUGUCCAGGUCUUUAUUGCUGAAGAUUAAACCCUUUUUGGAGCGUUGCCGCACGGACAUUGUCAGUAUCCGUCCUGACGAGUGGCUGGGUCGGUGCAUCAUCGAUUAUGCUGGCAUUAGCUGUGUGAAGGAGCACGAGGGUCUUCUUUAUAAUUACUUUGAGAUGAAAAAUAGCAUGGACCUAAAUGGAGACGAAAGCCCCGACUUCCAAGACGCGCUCUCGGUUUACCCAGUGAGCAGCCCGGAUCAGAUGUAUCGCUUGCACAGAUACUUCACUGAACGAGAGCUAGAAAAAACCCAUGAAGAGAUCAAGAAACUUCAGGAGGAGAUAAAGAAUAUCAGCCACUUGGCUGUUGAUGGGAACAGAACCACAGCGUGGCCUAUUGGGGUCGCGCCUCCCUUCGAGCCCAAAACUCGAUUUGAGGUGCUGCGCUGGGACUAUUUCACGGAGGAGCAGCUGUUCUCCUGUGCAGAUGGCGCGCCGAAGUGCCAGCUGAGUGGCGCUGACCGUGCCGACGUGAACGACGUCAUCAAGGUCGCUGUGGAUGAGCUGAAUAAGAAAUACUCACCUGUACUGCAGCUGAGCACCCCACAGUUAAUCAAUGGCUACCGGCGCUUUGAUCCGACCCGCGGCAUGGAGUACACACUUGACCUCCAGCUCCGGGCUGAGACUGAAUCGGGCUCGGGGCAAUUGGUGUCACGGCGUGUCCAUUUGCUGCGGCCGUUAAGUCGAGUCGAGAUCAUCCCCAUGCCGUAUGUGACUGAAGGCACAAGGGUGCACGUUUUGCUGCCUCUAACUAGUGCGGACCAAAACGCAGCUGUUCGAUUCCUGGAUCGCUGCGCAUCGGGUCUGUUUGAGCCAGCUGAAAAUGCAAUACUCAGCUUUCUCUUCCUGUAUGACCCUGCAGAAGCGCAGAAAGUUGGCACUGCCGAUGUUUUUGCAGACGUCAAGGCAAAAGUGACCGCAACAGAACGCCGCUUUCCUAAUGUCAAAGUGCCAUGGAUAAGCGUUAAGACGGAGAACCCGGGUCUUCUCCGUGUGCUGGACGUGGUCUCGAGGAAGCAUCCGGCAGACACUUUGUUCUUGCUGGCUACUGCCGACACGGCGAUUAACUCGGAAUUCCUGAAUCGCUGCCGUAUGAAUGCUAUAAGUGGCUGGCAGGUUUUCUUCCCCGUUCAUUUCCAAGACUUCAACCCGAAAGUGGCAUAUCCAGACGAGGAUCCGCCCGCGGCUACGGAUUUAGUGCGCGAGGCGGGCCACUUCGACCGCUAUUUUUAUGGAGAGGCGUGCUUCUACAACGGAGACUACAUGUCCGCUCGGUCACGCAUGGAGGCCGAUGCACGCGAGGACGAGGACCUGCUGGAGAGCCUGGAUACCUACGACGUGUUCGUGCGCUAUUCGGGCCUGCACGUGUUCCGUGCUGUGGAGCCUGCGCUGCGCCAGGAAUACAGGAAUCACACGUGUGACGCGCGGCUAAGCGAGGACUCCUUUCACCGUUGCCUCCAGAGCAAGCGGGAAAGCAUGGGCUCCCGGUCGCAGCUCGCCAUGCUCAUGUUCAAACAAGAGCAAGGCAACAGCACCUGAGCUGUUUCACGAGUGGCAAAAGCAGGACGCGGAGACUGGCGACACGCUAGCACGGUCUGUCCUGCGAGAUUUCCUGCAACGCAUUUGAAAGAACACGCGAACCUGAAGAUGCUAGGCAUCCUCUAAAUAAGCCACCAUGCCAUAACUGAGCUAACUUGCAGACUGGAAACCUGCAUUUGAUGGAACUUUUUUCCAGAGUCUGUAGAGGUUCUGACUGAUAAACAUCUCCACGGUGGCCCUAAAGCAAUAAGUAUCAUUGGGAGGUGGUUAAUUGCGUUUACAGCAAAUCUAGAGACCUCAGUAAGGGUGGAAACGCUCUAGUUCAUCAGCCACCUCCAAGAAUCUCCACAUGUUCACAAUGUAUUUCUCUCCCACAUUUCCUUUUUAAGCUUGCGGUGUUCUUUUUUUUUUUGGAGGGGGGGCAAAAACCAGUUCUGUGUAGCCUCUGUGCCUUUCAUCACGGUACGAUGUAUUUCAUGACUUGUAAAGAAACUGGAAAAACGUGUGAGUACUGUACAUUUUUCUUUUUUUUUUUUUUUUAAAGUUGUGUUGCAUUUGCCUAAAUCAUAUUGCUAGAGAAAACAAGGAACCCAAAUGAUCAGUGCUUUAAAAGGGUGUGUGGGGGUGUGUGUGUGUGUUAUUCUUCUUAUUAUUAUUUUUUCAAAUCGGCCUGACGAUGACCUCUGUGGUACCAAUAUGCUGUUGAAUGAGAUUAUUAUUAUUAUUAUUUAUAACAUGUAGUGCAGUAUUCAUUCAAAUUACCUAUAUCUUAAUAUAUAUAUAUAUAUAUAUAUAGCAUGUAGCUGCUACAGCUGGGUGGCCCUGCUGCUGCUGCACACUGGACAUGCCGCUGGGGUUGACAGCUGGCGGUCACAUGAAACAAAUGAUCCGAGUCUAAUACACAGAUUUAGCAAUAUGCUACACUACCAGAAAAGCUAAACAUUUAUAGACGACACGACGCAUCCUUUUUCCUGAGGUAAUUUGCCUUCGCUGAGUGCGUGACGACCGCGAGCUGAAUUUAUUUUCCAACUCGGACUCUCCUACUUCCCUCAACAGAGCAUUCAUGUGACCUGCCACCAGCUAGUAAAUGAACACUCACUGUACACUGUCUACAGAAACUGGAGUUAAAGAGUUGUUUAUGGUGGAUAUGAUGAAAAGAGGACGAAAAAUCAGUUCGAUCCAAGAACAUUUCCGUUAUGAAGGUAUCGCCCUGUAUGUAGCGAUUUCACCUAGAAAUGGAAACACAGACAAGCGCUGUAACCUUCAAUUACAACCCGUUUUAAUUACGGUUCGGGCGCGAGCGCCGCCGCCAUGUCGAGGCGACCUCAAAGAAACGCAACUCUUGUUUCUGUCUCGAAAAAGGAGGACCUUUUUAAACGAGUUUACUUGUUCACAAACACGGCAUAAUUGCCAAACUUCAACCUGGAAAAACCAAGAUACUGUCUCUAGUUGGAAUUUGUACUAAUUAGUUGCUUUAAAUGGGUUUAUCGUAGCAGGUACUUUUACAACCAUGAACAUGGACACCAUUAGUUGUUUCACUUUUCUAUUAAUCAAAAAUGUAUAUCAAAUUUAAUACACCUCUAAUAAUUACUUACGGUCGAUGGAUAACCGAGUGCUUGUUGUUUUUUUCAGCAAAUGAAAUCACCAAAUCUGAAAAUGGCAGUCACUGUAUUUAGUUGUAGGACAGGGGAAUUGGGACAUAUUCUCAUUUGAAGCAAACAUUUCGAAGGAAACGAAUGAAUUCCAGCAUUGAGUUUGCAUUUUUGUAAUGAUGGGCAGAUCCAAUAUAAACAGCAUUGUGCAAUCGAGCCUGUAAUGUCAACGUAGAUGAACAAAUGUAUCCGUUUAUUACGUUUUUAGGUCCAGUUAUGUACCUUUUAUCUUCAGUUGUUAUUAUCCUUUGCAUGUCUGUUAAGGGCAGUGUGGUUUAGUGGUUAAGACUAUAAAUUACACGAGGUUACACAUUCCAGCAUCACCACGCUGCCAAGGUUGCAUCAUUGAGCAAGACCCUUUAACCAUCUGUCCAGUUGUGCAGCAGCAAAAAUGUAAUGCUUUCAGAGAAUGUGUUUACUGAAAUUCCUUGCUUAGUACCACAUGCUGAGAUUGUAAAAUAUUUCAUGUAAUUAAGGUACACUGUAUGGACAAAAGUACUGGGACACCUGACUUUCCAGCCAUAUGUGGUUCUUCAAAAUGUUACCACAAAGAAUAUCGCUGUGCAUAAAGUGAGCUCCCUGAAGAGAUAGUGUACAUUGGUUGGAGUGGAUUAAGACUGGCCUGCUAUAGAGGCCAGACCUCAACCCUAGUGAACACCUUUGGGAUGAAUUGGAACACUGACUUCAGCCCAUCGUCUCCUCACCCUACAACAGUACCUGACUUUACUAACACCCUUGUGGCUGAAUGAGCACAAAUCUCCGCAAGCACACUCCAAAAUCUAAUGCACAUCUUCCUCGAAGAGUUUCGAUUAUAUAACAGCAAAUGUGGAACAGAACGUUUAGAAAGUACAUAUCAAUUUUAUGGUCGGGUGUCCACAAAUGUUUGGCCCUAUAUGUUUAUGGUCACUUAUUUGCUCGUUGAAAAGAAGUAUGAAAAGAUGUUUGUAUGCAGGUAACCGUUUUUCCAUGUUUGAGCCUGAAGAGAAGUUCAUUUUAUUUUAUUUUAUUUGUGAUAAAAAAUAUAAAUACUACAUAUCAUGUAA